GUGGCCGGUUUGUAGGCCAGAAGGUGCUGUGUGUAUCUGCCGACACACUGUUCUAGUGUGUGUGUGUGUGUGUGUGUGUGUGUGUGUGUGUGCGCGGUAGAAAAGAUUGCAGCUCUACAGUCCUCUGAACAUAAAAAGAGACUUUUCAAAAAAGGAAGGUCUGUGUCGACCUGGCUGUGCCGCCCUCCAGAACUGUGUGUGUGUGUGUUUGUGUGUGUGUGUGCCUCAAACCAGCCGUGCUCAGCUGCUAAUCACAGGAUUACCCUGCUAAACUAAGACUAUUAAGUGUUCCACAUUCAAAUGGCGUCUCCCACAGGCAGACCUUGGAGAGGAUCAUCCCCUCGCUACAGGGCUCUUACAUAGCGAGCCGAGCGCCACACGAGGGACCCGGGAGAAGGGCAGUGGGGAAACGCUCUAGUGUUUACCGACAGGAUGUCACGGCUGGGUCGGGACGCACAGGGGACAGUGAGAUAAGACCCGCUAAGCAAGAAGAUGGACUUAGAAGAUGAACCUGGGAUAAAACUGCACUUUUAAAAGACCUCACCUGGCUUGCCCAAACAACCCGGAGAUGUUGGGAGCUGAGUUACUGAUAGCACAGCAGCACCGCCACAGGGGCAGAGAAAGAAGGAGCUGGUCAGUGUGGACUAGAUGCCGGUGACCGCAUUUAUCUGGACCUCCUCCAAAUACAUCUCUGUCACUUAGGACGAGCGUGCCGUCUGGACACCUGUGACCACGGCGCCGUGGUCCUCAUGUAACCUUGUUGUGUUUGAGCGUCAGUCCGAGGGAACCGAUCAUGGCCAGCAUGGCGGUGCAGCUCCUGGGCUUCUUCCUAGGGCUGUUGGGGUUCGUGGGCGCGGUAGUUGCGACUCUGCUCCCCCACUGGCGCAGCACAGCCUACGUGGGCGCCAACAUCAUCACAGCCACCGCCUACAUGAAAGGCCUGUGGAUGGAGUGUGUGUGGCACAGCACUGGCAUUUACCAGUGUGAGCUGUACAGAUCUCUGCUGGCACUGCCACGCGACCUGCAGGCAGCGCGGGCGCUCAUGGUGCUCUCCUGCGUCACCUCCGUCCUGGCAGCUCUGGUGUCCGUGAUGGGGAUGAAGUGCACCCGCUUUGCCCGUGGCUCGCUGGUCAAGUCUCCGCUGGUGCUGAGCGGGGGGGUUUGCUUCCUCUGCGCCGGCUUGCUCUGUCUGAUCACCGUGUCCUGGACCACCAACGAUGUCAUAAUGGAUUUCUACGACCCCUUCCUCCCCAGCGGGCAAAAAUAUGAGAUCGGCCUGGCCGUGUACCUUGGUUACGCCUCGGCCUGCCUCAGUCUGAGCGGCGGAUUGGUGCUGUGCUGGAGCAGCAGCGGUGACAGGUCGCAGCGUCCCCCCCAUGCUCAGAGGAGUCAACCAUCAUCGCCUCCCCCUGCCUUUCACAACAUAUACCCCCCUGCUCCACCCUACAAGCCCCCGGACGCCCUGAAGGACAAUCGCGCUGCCUCAUUUUGCUCCCUGUCCAGCAAUGGAUAUAGGCUCAAUAACUAUGUCUGAAACUGAGAGAGAUACUAACACAGAGACUGUGAGGCCACGAGGUCUGUGUAUGAAUGAAAAAGAUACUUUUGCUUGUUGUAUUUUUACUCCUUAACAAGUGUUUUUCCCACCUUUAGACCCAUAAGACAAGAAAAUGGAAAAGAAAGGACCAGAUCUUCAGACAAACUCCCAGCUUUUCCUCAGUCAUGUUUAAGUGGGUCCAACCUUUGUUAAAGAGAACUGAGAAAUAAAAAACCUGUUGACCUGCUGCUACUCACCUGAAGGACCAGAAGGUGGUGACAUAGACCUGCAUAUAGUCAAAGAGGACAUGACGUUUAAUCUGUUCCCACAUUCUAACUCUGACACUCAUGUCAAUGGCACAGUUGUUCUGUUGCUUCCUUAUUGGAGCCAAUUUUUUUAGUUGAGAUUAACUCAAUUUUGAAAGAUAAAGACAUUUCAUUAUUACUUUUAAACAAACACAUUGUAUUUAAUAUCUUUAUUCAAUGUAUUUAAAUCAUGUUCACGCCAACGGAAAUGUACAAUUAGCGUACAUUUUUAAACAUUUAAACACAAAUGAUGAAAUAAAAAUACUUAAUAAAUACUUUAAAAUAG
Molecule: messenger RNA, 2125 nt
Organism: Scophthalmus maximus (turbot)
Lineage: Eukaryota; Metazoa; Chordata; Actinopteri; Pleuronectiformes; Scophthalmidae
Product: claudin-14
Exons: 5
Coding region: 794-1534 (246 amino acids)
Biological process (GO): bicellular tight junction assembly; cell adhesion
Cellular component (GO): plasma membrane; bicellular tight junction
Molecular function (GO): structural molecule activity
Source: RefSeq, a predicted model, not a curated record